GUAUAAUGUAACCUACAAGGUAGCAGGGGCGACAACCAGAAGGAAUAUUUGGCUUUGAACCCGAAAGUGGCCUCUUAAUUUAAUUAAUGAAGAAUAAGUGCUGACUUAGAAAUCUGACUGACUUGUAGCAAUUUAUUGUGCUAAUAGGAACUAUACCAGUCAUUGAUGACGUCAUCGCUUUAAUCAAAAUCAUGAAAAUUCAAGGAACUGACGAAGAUAGUGACCAGAUCAGUCAAAAUUGUUUUCAUGGAGACCCAAUUACAGAAAACCAGCGACUGAAGAGCUUACUUCUGUGCAUGAGAUGUAAGUCUAAAGAAGCCAAUGUCCUGUUCCUUCCAUGUGCCCACCACCGGAUGUGCACGGAAUGCGCACGCGGAAUCGAAAAAUGUCCUGUCUGCCAGCAGACGAUACAAACCAGCGUCCAGACAUUCCUAACGUAGUGUUCUGAAAUACCUAAACACAUUCAGGUCAUUUGAAAAAUAAAAAAGAAGAGAGUCUAUGAAAUACUAAACACACUUUUCAUCUUAUAUAACUUAACGGACUGGUUUAACAACAAAUAUUCUCGAAUGCUUCGACCAAAUUCCUUAACAGAUAGUACAGGAUCAUUAAUAGAUUCGAGAAGACGUUUACUGUUAAAGAAAUGUUAUUUCAGUUUCUGCAUUACACGUGCAACUGAUUGGUGCAUACAUAAACAUGUAAGUGAAUCAAAUGAAAAAUACAAAUGCAUUUUAAUAUAUAAAACUCCUCGUUAUCUAUAGAAACCAAAGUAACGCGUGUCUGGUAGUGAUGUUAUCAUUAAUAAAAUAUGUAAAGGUAUUUCAUAGUUUGUAAAUGUAUUACAUAGUUUAAGUGCUAUAUUGUUUUAAUACAUUUUCUUUACAUGUAUUACCGAACCAGGGGACCGUUUCAAUUAGCCCCAUUUAGUAUGUUACAACUCGUUCGAGAGUUGCGAAUAUCGCAUCUAACCAUUUUUGCGUUUCAAUAAACUUUCGGAAAUUACGAUAUUGUGGAAUGCUCGCGUAAGUUUACGAGUCGCGGUGACGUCACAACAUAAUAGGACGCCGCAUAUGUUGCGCGUAGACGCCGAGUUUGAGUUUUUUCGCCCCGUGUUUUGUUAGACGACAUCUCAGAGGAUGUGUUUAUAUCAGGAUAUAGUUUCACCAAAGUCAGUGCUCGGGAAAGUGUGUUGGUUCGCGAUUAUUAAGAGCUAACAGUUCUCGUACGAGCUUUUACUGUUGAAACUAAAGUAAUUAAAUAAUUGACUAGGUGACCAAUUUUUGUUAAAAUGCACAUAUUUUUUGUACACGCUAUCUAUAAUUGCUCGUAAUACGAUGACGACUUUUCUAUAAACAGUUUGAAUUGAGAUCAAUUGGCCAGUUACUGCCUUUUGGUUAUAUUUUGAUUGUUACAAAAACACCAAAAUAAUAUUUUAAUAUAUAAAGUGACUAAGGUUUACGUUAAAACCAAUAUGUUGCUUAUAUUGUUCAACAACAGUUAAAUUACAUGCGGCUGUAAUAAAAGUGUUGGAAUACAUAGAUGGCAUGAAACCGUUGAGUUCGCAUUGUAGAUUUCUUUAAUAACAAAUAAUGUACUCCGAAUAACGCGAUGUUUUGAAUUCAGUGAUUUUGUUGAACAAUGUACGGAUUAAAAACAGUGUCGGUGAAUAAAAGAGUGUUUAAUCUUGAAUUGCGGAUGCGUUGCUCUUUUUUUUACUUUUCAUUGGGAUCUGAAGUAAAAUUUAAAUGGUGAUUUCUUUUAUGAAUAUGUCUUUUCUUUAUUAGUUGAUAAAAGAAUGUAUGUCCACAAAGAAUUUGCUGCGUUCACCAACUGUUUUCGUAAAGAAAAUAAGAAUCGCGAUGGAAGCAUUCACAAUUUGACGAACAUUAACAUGAUGCGUUUAAUCAAUGUAACUACUAAGAUGAGAAGAAAAAGAGACCGCUAAGAUCUGAUUUUUACAAAUCAUAUGUCAGCAAAAAAUGUGGUAAUAGAAGAAUUUUUAUCGAAAACACAACAAUAUCGUCGAAGAGAAAUGCUGCAUCAUGCAUGAUGUAUGGGUUCACAUUUCAGUUAAUUUAAUCUGUUUUGGGCUAUUGUUGUAAAAUAUUUUACGCUCAGAUACUGAUUUCCUAAGGCAUUUUUAUAAUAAAUGUUGCAGGUUAAAAACAAUAUCAUGUUUAUUCCAGUUUAUACUUAUAUUUAUCCGUAUCCUCUUAAAAGGGCUAACACUGCUCGGCAAGCCUCGUAGUGUAAACAUUUAAUCAACUCGUCGGACAAUUUUAAGUACACAAUGACCUUAACCUAGUAUUUUGUCAUGUCUGUUAAAAAAAACCAUCACUGCACAAAAGGCAGGCAUAUGUAUUGAUGAUAUUUAAGCAAUAAAUGCGCAGUUGUUUAUUGAUUUAACGCGUAAGUGGGUUUCUUUGUUCUGUGUAACAAGAUGGCACCAUGACGUUCCACUGUUUUUGUUCGUUUGUGGUAAGUCCUAGAAAACAUGUUUAACCUAAAAAUUCUCAACGACCAGAAUUUUCCCAGAUAUGAGAUUGUCUAAACCAAAAGAGUUUUGGAAAUAUUUUAAAGCAAAAAUGUUGUUAAUCAUUAAUGGUCUUUCUUUAGACUCUUUUUUCAAAUACUUUUCCGAACUAGGAAACGAUAUAUCUCGAAAUGUUAAUACCGAGUCAGAGGAUUUUGCCUCAACUCACGAUUUUGAUUGUUGUGAUGAUGCUGAUGAUAGUUUGGAUCAGCCAAUAUCUGUAAAUGAAAUUUUAGAAGCUGUAAAAGCAUUGAAGCGAGGGAAAGCCUAUGGGAAUGAUUUUCUGCUAAAUGAGUAUUUUAUUAAAAUCUAUCGAUAUUUUGUCCUCCCACGUAUGUGAUAUAUUUAAUAAAAUUUUAGACAGCGAUUUUUUUCCAAGUAAUUGGGGUGAGGGUGUUAUUAUACCUCUUUAUAAAAAGGGAGAUAAAAAUAAUGUAAACAACUAUCGUGGUAUAACUUUAGUUAGUUGCUUAUCAAAAAUAUUCACAGCUAUAUUAAAUAAACGAAUUAAUACCUAUUGGGAGGAAAAUUGUAUUUUAUCUGAUGCCCAAUUUAGAUUUAGAAAAGGUAAAUCUACCAUUGAUGCUUUAUUAGUGUUUUGGUCUAUAGUACAGAAAUAUAUUAAUGAUAAUAAACGUCUGUAUUGUGUAUUUUUGGAUUUUAAAAAAGCCUUUGAUAGCGUUUACAGAAAUGGCCUGUGGCUUAAAUUAUAUAAAAAGGGCAUAAGAGGUAAACUAUUGCGCAUUGUUAAAUUUAUGUAUAAUAAAGUUAAAUCAUGCAUUAAGCUAUGUAAUAAUUAUUCCGAUUUUUUUUAAUAUGCUGUAGGCUUACGUCAAGGGGAGGUAAUCUCGCCGAUUUUAUUUUCCCUAUUUAUAGAUGACUUCGAGUUAUUUUUACAACAAGAUAUAAAUUGUGGUUUAGCAUUGAAUGAUAUUAUCUUUAUAGUGUUGCUAUUUGCUGACGAUAUGGUAAUUCUUGGUAAUUCGCCUGAAAAGAUUAACAAAAGUUUACUUUUAUUACAUAGUUAUUGCACUAAAUAGAGUCUAGAUGUAAAUGUAGAUAAAACAAAAGUUAUGUUUUUUAGAAAAAGAGGCGGUCUUUUGCAAUCAGAGAAUUUUGUAUAUAAUGGUUCCCCACUGGAAGUGGUAAAUGAUUUUAAUUAUUUAGGAACAGUUUUCAAUAAUACUGGUAAUUUUGCACUGAAUCAAGAACAAUUAGUUGGUAAAGCUCUUAAAGCUUUGAAUGUUUAAUUGAUUAAUUGCAACAAAUAUAAAUUGAAGCCAAAACUACUAUGUCAAUUGUUUGACUCCUUUGUUGGAUCUACUUUAUGUUAUGCGUCAGAGAUUUGGGGUCACGCUAAAUCUAAAGUUAUUGAAAGGGUUCAUCUCAAAUUUUGUAAAAGGAUACUAAAUGUUAAUAUCAGAACUUCAAAUGCUGCUGUAUAUGGUUAAUUGGCACGUUAUCCAUUGUAUAUUGUCAGAUGUGUUAAGAUAAUUAAAUAUUGGUUUCGUUUACUUCAAACUGAUAAUAUUAUCCUCAAAGAAGUGUAUAAUAUGUGCCUAGUUGAUUGUAAUAAUGGUAAAAGCAAUUGGGUAACUAAGGUUAUAAAUUUGUUAUUUCAGUACGGUUUUAAUAAUGUUUGGAAUGAUCCAUUUGGUGUCAAUAGUAAAUCUUUUAUACCAGUAUUUAAACAGAGAGUGAUUGAUACUUUCAUACAAUUAUGGCGUGUCGACAAGGAUAAUAAUGGUGUGUUAACUUUGUAUGCAAAUCUUAAAGUAAAUUUCGAGUAUGAAUCAUAUCUAGAUAUAUUGCUAUGUAACCUUAGAUUCUUUAUUAGCAAAAUAAGAAUGUGUUCUCACCCAUUGCGUAUACAUACUGGUAGAUAUGGUGUAAAUAGAGUUGAAAGAAAUGAACGUUUUUGUACAUAUUGUGAUACGCAUGAUUUGGAAGACGAAUGCCAUUUUAUACCUAUAUGUCCUAAAUAUAAUGAUAUUAGACAAAAUAUAUCAAACGAUACUAUUAUGUUAAUCCAAGUGUUAUUAAAUUCAUUGAAUUGUUAAAUACUAAGUGUAAGAAAGUUCUGAAAAAACUAGCUCUAUAUAUUAAAUAAGCACUGUCUCAUAGAACUGCUAUUACUUAUAAUUAAAAAAUCAGUUCAUCCUCUUAUAGUUAUGUAAUUAUUUGAUUGAAUGUGCUUCCUUUCUCCACUGUGACUUUAUAUUAUGUUUGUAAUAUAUGUAUUUAUGUAAUGUUUAUGUACGUAUUGUACAAGUCGUAAAUAUACCUAUGUUCUGAAUGUUCUGACAAAUAUAUGCAAACGCUAGAUUACAAUCUAUUUCAUUUACAUGUGAAAUGUCAUGCCAUUCAUGGCUAAAAGCCGCCACUUAACGAAAGUAAGCCCCCAUAAACUUUCCUUAUAUGACGUUCAAUAUAUCAAUCAUUCCAUAUUUUGAAAUUCGGGUUCCCUGUUUUUAUGAGUCAUAGAUUUUCCACAUGUUUCGGACAGUUUCCCACAAUGUCCAACGGGUUUCCCAAAGGUUAAACUAUAUUAAUCGCCGUUUUCUGUUUAAUGUAUUGUAAUGUUAAUCGUUUUAAUGCUUGCUUAAAAUGCCAUCACUACAAACAAAUAAUAAAAUUAAAAUACAAAUGAUGAAAAUAUGCGCUGGAAAUGGACUUGCGACGAAAACGCAUAGAUACGUCAUCUUAAUUCUGGUGAUUUGCAUGAAAUAUGGAGAAUGUCUGAGAUGUCUUGUUAAUGGUUACCCCGAAUGGUAUAACCCUGACAACCAGCUGUGUUGUAAAGGCUUGUAUCCGAGAGUUCAGAAUGGAUUUGAGAUGAAAUGCUGUAACGGCACAGUAUAUCCAGGUCAUUCGCACCAAUGUUGUAAUGGCAACGUUUAUAAUCAGAGCAAGACACAUUUCUGCUGUGGCGACGUCAUGCACGACAACAAAAACCAGAAUCUAGUAUGCUGCGGCGGAAAGGUUUACUUCCAUGGCAAAGGUAUUUGCUGCGCUGACAAAUUCGCUCCAACAGGAGACAUUCCUUUGAUCUGCGUGAAUGGAACGGCUGUGCAAAAGUCCUCAUCUAUUGAUAACGUGGAGAUCCCAAAUGUCAAAACCACAACAAACGUCCCAUCGGAAGUCUUUUAUUGUGGCCAAGUGCCGUAUCCAAAGGAAAGUUCCACAUACCGGUACGAGUGUUGCGAGACGGUGCUCCAUAAAACUCGUCACAAACAUACUGAAGCCUAUACGAUGAUGUGCUGUGGGAGUGAAAUAUACAACACAUCAAAAGACGUCUGCUGUAACGGUAGCCUGCACAUGUACGAUGUGCAACCCAUAGGCUGUUGUAACAACAAAGAAAUUUACUUUACUACAAUACAAACUUGCUGUGGCGAUAAAGUAGUGGACAAAAGAAUGUAUCUUUGCGCAAAUCAAACCAGUAGUAGGAAGUCGUUGGUGCUUAAAGACAACGUAAACGAUGACAAAGUCUGCUUUAAUAAACAACAGAGGACGCUCAGAACCUUUAAUUCCAAGACACAUAAGUGCGACGACAAUUCAAUUAUUGCAAAUAUCGUUGAAGAGAUUAAAAAUGACACACUUCAAACACCAAAUGUGAAACCGCAACCCCGAGUUAGACCUAUCAAAUGCCACUCUUGCAUUACUGGAGACCACAGCGGACCUUCUGAAUGCACGAUGAGGAACACAUUAAGCUUUCGUCUCGAGGGGAUUGAACAGAGAAAACGCGACAGAGUGUGGCUUCAUAUAACAGUGACCUAUCCCACAAAGUAUGCAGGUCGACGUAUGAAACUCAUGACGCAGAGAGUUUGCCAGACGUGUUUCAAAAAUGGUUUGGAAUAUGUUAUAUUCACAAAUCGAUGGGUAGAUUCAUUGCCGGAAAUAUCACGUAUUACAGGAAGUGAUGUUAUAGUACAAACAGAUAAGCAUACAUCAUUUAAGUGCACAAUCGAUCGCUGGGCAAAGGCAUCAUGAUCAUUGUUUUUCUUAUACAAAAUGAAUUAGUUACAAAUAUGCUCAGGCAAUAUGUACUUAUAUUGAGAAAACAUUGUCCACCUACUCAUCGGAUAACUUACGUUUUCUUGUAAUGCUAUAACGCUCAAACAAAGAUAUCAUGUAAACAAUAAAUCAUAUUUGAUUGGGGCUCAUAUUUUACUUAAAAGUCAUUCAUAAUGUAAUCGGCACUCAAAGCCCUAUUAGAUAUAAUCAAAAGUCCACGUGUUAAAUUUGCUUCUUUGCCGUCUAUAGCAUGAGGUUUAUUUCGUUAUUGUAAGGAGGAAUUAUUUUUACUCAUUUUAAAUGUUUUAUGCAUUAGAUUUUGCGAUCGUGAUGUUCUUUUACGCUUCAACGUUCCAAAACGGCCAGUUAAAAUAUAAGUUUUUUUCACCAAAACUGCAUAAUUAUUGAGUGGGAUAUUGAGACCCACGCUGUCGUCUUCUGUUAAAGACUCAGAGCGUAGAAACUCAAAGUACUCUGCGAGUUUGACUUUUCAAUAAAAAUGAAACAUUCGUAAGUAAAACUGAACUCGCGUCACUUUUCUAAGAUUUCGUUUUGACUAGGAAAUUCUGCAAAGUUAGUAAACACAAAGUGUUUCCACAAUAUAACUUAGUCUUAAAUGUCGUUUUGUGUUAAGAUUUAACUUUGAAUGUCGUUGUUAAAUAUAAAGUAUUAUUAUACCUCACUUUUAUUCACAAUGCUUGACUCCCAUAGUUCAUCGUGACAUAGAAAUACUGUCAGACCCAGCGGGAAAAAAAUUACUGUCCAAAAAAUACUUCUCCCGCUACCUUGUCAAUCACGUGCUACUAGCGGGAAAAAAAUUACUGUCCAAACAAUACUGUAUCCCGCUGCCAUAGCAAUCACGUGCGGAAUGUUCGAAAAUUAUACUGUCCCAUUCGCGCAUGCGCAGUUUUGCAUUCCCGUUGUAUUUGGAUAAUUUAGAUAUCGAUUGCAGCUGAAACUGUGCUGUAUAAUAGAUUACUGCCAUUAUUUAAGCUUUGACAGGAGUCAUAAAAAAUUCAAUUUAGUAUAAACGACACAAUUACCACAAUAGCAACUUUAAUGAAAUGCUAAAUGCAAUAAAUUUACAACGGUAUAAACUUCCACUGUCUGUUUUUACGGUGUUAUGCAUGACAAACACACAAUCCGAAAUACGUUUUGGAUUCGUUCGAUGCUUUAAACAAAUAUUUAACGGUUAAAAAACGCCACGUCCAUAUUGUUGUCCCAAAAUGUUUCGUCACCGAAAUGACGUCACACGAGUACGUCAAAAAUUACGUAAUCAAGUGAUGAAAAUAAAAUACGGAAAGCUGGUUCGGUGAUAUAUUUCUAAAGAAAAUAUUGACGAUUGAGAAAAUGGGUCGGACAAAUCGAUUACUAGGUCGCAGCCGAAUGAAGCUAAGUUCAUUUUGCUUGGCCCGAAAAUCUGAACCACACAACAUAUUAAUAAUUGUUCAUUGCUGAAAUUAAAUACAAUUAUUGAAUAUAUUAAAAUUGUUUAUGAUUUAUAUAAAUUGUUCCUGUUUGAAUAUUUUGUUCGGUAUAAUAAAAUAAAUAUUACAUGUCUGACAGGGUGACAGUAAAUUUGUCAACUUUCGGAAAAAUACUGUCAACCUUGGCUUCGCCUCGGUUGACAGUAUUUCCUCAAGUUGACAAAUUUACUGUCACCCUGUCAGACAUGUAAUAUUUAUAUACUGUCAAAUGCAUAGUACAAUGACGUUAUUAAUGUGAUUCAUUCUUUAUGAUAUCUAUUUAAAUAAUUAAUCGUUAAAUCACUGAAAUUCUGAAUAGCGGAAAAAAGCGAAUGUUCACAAUUUGCCGAGUGAGAAAAUUAAUUAUAAUAAAUACAAGUACAAUGUGCUGUUUGGUAACUAGAUGUGAAGAUUCAGUGUGUAUAAAAGACAACUUUUUUAACAGAUGCCUACUCUCUAUUAUAUGCAAACUAUCGGGGAUUGUAGUAGUAGAAGUAGUAGUAGUAGUAGCAGUAGUUAUACUUUUUAUAAUAAUAAUAUAUAAUUAGUAUUAUUAACUUAUUUUCCAUAAUUUAAAUAACAAACUUUAUAAUUAAAAUUAAAAUAAAAUAAACCUGAAAACAAGAAUCUGUGUAUCCAAAGUAGCAUUAUAAGUUAUAAUCAAUCGAAACAAUAUUUAGCGUAUGCGUGAAUACAUAUCAAACAAUUUUAACAAUGUCAAUGUCAUAUAAAGAACGUUGUGAUUUAUCGCAAAAACAUAAAAUUAAUAAUGUAUUUUGACGAAAC
This is a messenger RNA of Dreissena polymorpha, 8796 nucleotides long. RefSeq names its product usherin-like. Bases 5138 to 6520 code for a protein of 460 amino acids. NCBI's taxonomy places the organism in Eukaryota, Metazoa, Mollusca, Bivalvia, Myida, Dreissenidae. The transcript has 12 exons. The record is from RefSeq and is a predicted model, not a curated record.